Molecule: messenger RNA, 4220 nt
Organism: Haplochromis burtoni (Burton's mouthbrooder)
Lineage: Eukaryota; Metazoa; Chordata; Actinopteri; Cichliformes; Cichlidae
Gene: phc3b
Product: nascent polypeptide-associated complex subunit alpha, muscle-specific form
Exons: 12
Coding region: 146-3565 (1139 amino acids)
Cellular component (GO): nucleus; PRC1 complex
Molecular function (GO): protein binding; zinc ion binding
Source: RefSeq, a predicted model, not a curated record
GUCGACCCUGCUGAAAAAGCCCAGAGCCGCUCAUCAGAUAACACAGCAACGGACUUUCCAAACAUGCGCCCACUUUCGGAUGGACGGCAGCGGGAAUAACCUGCAGGACGUCGAGCAUUUCAGCAGCGUGCUUCAGUGUUGAAGGAUGGACAGGGAGCUGGUUCGGCAGAGCCAAUCAGAUCACGGCGAGGCCACCAAUGGAACGAGCCCUCCGACCGCCGCUGAGUCCUCCGCCACCCCUCCGACCCCCACGCCUCCUCGGCUUACCCCCAACCCCAUGCUCCUGGACUCCCCCGCACCCUCGCUGACACCCACCACCUCCUCCCCUCCCCCGCCUCUCACUCCCGCUCCCUCCAUCACCACAAACCAUGGACCAAAGGCGGCAGCAGCAACGGCAGGCGCUCCGUCUCCUCACGUCCUCGUCCCGACUCCCCCUAAACUUACCUCCACCCCUGCCCCCGCCCUCCGCACAUACUCCCGACACAACCAUUCUUCCAAAAUGUCUUCCUCCGUGCAAACCCCCCCUUCCCCCUCCCUUCUCCCUCCCCCUUCGUCCUCCUCCUCUCCUGUCGUAGCGACCGCUCCUUCACCACUCCUCUCAUCCUCUCCAACUUCUUCUGCAACGCACAACAACACCACCAUGUCUGCCAAGAUCUCCACCAGCCUGACCAACGGGAGCGCUAGGGUCCUCUCUGCAACCUCAACGCCAAUCACACCGUUUCACACGCCAGCCAGUCCACCUGGCAGACAGGUAUCACAGACUCCUGUGGGCACACCUGGUCUUGUGCGAACCAAUCAGAACCCUUCCCCUGUCAGGCAUCCCAAGGUGUCCCAGCAGACAUUGCUCCUAGGAAAAGGUCUCAAAGGGACAGGCCAAGACCAAGUGUUGCUUAGAGCUCAGAUGCUAAUUCUUACAUCUGCUAUGCGGCCGCCCCAGCCGUGCUCCUCCUCUUCCUCCUCCUCUGUUUCCACUUCUCCUCCUUCCUCUAACCCCGCCUCGGCUCAGCUCCAGAGUCUCACCUUGAGGCCUCCUCCCCCCGGGACUCUCGCCAUCCCUCCUUCCCUACGCCUCAAGCCCAACGCCACGGCCCCGCCUCCCCUCUCUCGACCUCAAGCCCCCCUCUUCCCGAUUCUCAAGCCGCGACCUCAGUCCAGCAUCACAGCAACGGAGUGUCCAACCACGCCCAGCCGACACCUCGCCGUGCCGCCUCCAAGUAGGUCCCUGAAGGGUGUGAUGAGGCCGGAUGAGUACGCUCCUCCAUCUCUCUAUUCUCCGGUUCGAGCCGUCCCUCUGAGACCCAGACUUCACUCUCCUAACGGUCACAGAGCGGCGUCACCUCGACAGACCUCGGCCCUCCAACCAAUCGCUGCUGCUCCCUCCAGCCAGGCGUCUUCCAUCAGCCGGCCGCUGGUGGGACUGAAGAGCUGUCCGUUAACUCACAGCCCGGUAUCUGUCUCCAGCGCUCUGUCAGCUGUGCCGCAUUUUGAGCGCUCGUUGUCUGCAGCGAAGCAGCUUCAGAUCAUCGCCCUCUCUUCGGGUCGCCAGCCACAGCCGGGAACGUACACGCAUGCUUCGGUGCAGCCGCCGCCUCCAGCGGCAGAGUCACCUGAGGUUUCCGCCCAAUCAAAGAGGACUUUGAGCACUGAAGACGUCCUUCCUCCUCCUCCUCUGCCUCCUUUAAACCCCUCGUUGCCAAAAACCACCUCUCCUCUGCCCUCACCUCCAUCCCUUCUGAGUCCAGCCUCUCCGCAGAGUCAAGCUGAGCCCCAGCCGCAAAAUCUGACCCAGAAGGUGGAGGUAAAGGAGGCUGAAGAGCAGAGAAAGAGAGCUGCAGCUGUGAGACAGGAAGUCAAAGAUGAGGAAAGCAUUGCUAAAGACCUGAGAGUGGAGAAAGAUGACCAAAGAGAGAAGGUGAAGGAGGAGGAGCCCAGUGAGGAGCAAAUCAGCCAGGAGGUGCAGGAAGUUAGCCGAGAGGAAGAUCAAAUGGAAGUGACAGAAGAAGGCCAAAGUGAGAGAGAGAGGAGAGAGGAAGGCAAGGACAAGAAGAUGGAGGAGGAAGAGGAAGGAGAGACUCCAAUGGACCAGUCUGAGAACCAGACGGCACAGCUUCCCCAUCAGUACCACAACACGGACCCUAUCCCGGAACCUGAUCCUGUUAAAGACUCCACUGUGGACUCAAAACCCAUCACGGGUCUCAUUUCAACUCCACUUCCAGUCCAAACUCCAGCACCAGUCCCGGUACCAGAGCCAGCUCCAGUCCCCGAAGCCUCUGCCCAGAGUCAGAGGCUGCCAGAGCCCCAGAAAGACCUUCAGCCCGUCAGCCAGGAGGACUUCUGUGAGAACAUGUCGACCCAGUCCGACAAUCAGUCAGCGUUGUCCAGCCUCUCCUCUCAGUCUCCCCCCUCCUCACCCAUCACCACUCCUUCGGCAGAAAACCCUCCUCCUCUCCUCCCGGCGCACACCGCCCUCCCGACUGACCUCAGCCUACCGCAGCAUGAGCCAGCGAAGGUGGACAAAGCAGGUGGCGAGCAGCAGCCCCCCACGGAAACUGAAGCAGAGCCUCUCGGACAAUUGGAGGACGAGUCAGAGAGCUUCAGCCAAUCACUGAGCAGCCCCUGGGAGCCAAGGCCGUGGCCUGAGGGACGGCAGGUUCUCACCCACCUGGUGGAGGGAUUUGUCAUCCAGGAGGGGCUCCAACCGUUUCCUGUGAACCGCUCAUCCCUGCUGGUUCCAGAGCAGGUGCCCAAACCGCAGGAAGUGAAUGGGACCAAUGGGAAAGCGGCGCUGCCUGUAACGGAAACGAUAAAACAAACUGAGCACUCCACAGACUCGGACGAAGAGGAAGGAGGAGACACGGACGACCCUGGGAGCAGGUCGGGCCACAGAGACCGAACGGUGCUGCACUGCCAGUUCUGCGGGAAGAGGGGCCACGCACACAACUUCAUGCGCUCCAAACGCUUCUGCUCCACUUCCUGUGCACGCGGGUUUAACGUUCGACUGACGAAGCGUCUGCGAGCUCUCAGCGCAGGAAGCCGGUCAGAGAAGCCUCGUCCUGCCCUCAACCGGGCGGAGUCAGUCCCUGGGAAACCCCUGCUGCUGCGGCUGCCUCGUGAUCUGUGGAGCGCCGGUCAGCGGGAGAAAGAUGGAAAAGAAAAAGCGGCGGCGGCAGAAGAGGACGAAGAUGAAGACGAUAUGGUGGGAGGUGGAGGCAGGGAGGAGGAAGACGAUGACGGAGGAGAGGAAGAUCCCGCUGUCGCCAUGACGGCUAGGAUGGAGCGUCGGGCGGCUCGGAGAGCGAGGAGGGCGUCGGCGCCGGCCGUGACCACUUCCACGCCUACCACCACGUUUAAGCCAGCCCCCUCGCAGUGGAGCGUGGAGGAAGUCACCGCCUUCAUCCACACGCUGCCAGGCUGCAGUGACGUAGCGGAGGCUUUCCGGGUGCAGGAGAUCGACGGCCAGGCUCUGCUGCUGCUCACCGAGGACCAUCUGAUGACCAGCAUGAACAUAAAACUGGGACCUGCUCUGAAGAUCUGCGCUCACAUCAACGCACUGAAAAACCAAUGAGAGACAAAGAAAAAGAGAAACAACGUGAGGAAAAGAGAAAGCGUUUAAAAUGGAAGAGGGAAAAAAGGCAAUAAAGACGCGAGGAAACGAGAGAAGUCAAAAGCUGACACCAAGGAUGACAGAGCAAAGUCACAAAAAGAGAUUUGUGGGAAUUUAUAAUUCAUGAGAUUAUAAAUCUAGGCGUGGCCUUAGCAGAUGGGAGCUGGAGAGGAGUGCGGGAGCAUGACGACAGCAGAGUCCAUGAGACGUCUCACCAGUUUUGGGCCCUCCGACUGUAGCAGGAGACGGGGGGGUUUUGUAACUUUGUGUAUAUUUUACAUGCCGCUGGAGAGUGUACAUUUGAAGCUAUUUGAUGAAGGAUUUUGAACAUUUAAUAUAUAAAAUUUGUCUAUUUAGUUUUUUUAGAACGUGACGUCAGCAACAAAUCUAUCCAGUAGCUAAACAUAACCCGUGUGUGUACAAGGAAAAAACAAUAAUGCGUAGACUUUGUAAGUGAUUAAUGAAAGUUUAAUGUUUUAUAUCACUAUAUUCUGGACAAAGACAUGUCUGUGUAUUAAAAAAGUCACUAUCAGGGUAGAGGCUGGUGUCUUCAAUCGUCACAUUUUUAUGGUAUCCUGCUUGAAAUUAUUUAAUAAAUGAAUAAUUGAUCAUCAAA